Molecule: messenger RNA, 640 nt
Organism: Tripterygium wilfordii
Lineage: Eukaryota; Viridiplantae; Streptophyta; Magnoliopsida; Celastrales; Celastraceae
Product: photosystem I reaction center subunit IV, chloroplastic-like
Exons: 3
Coding region: 18-527 (169 amino acids)
Biological process (GO): photosynthesis
Cellular component (GO): photosystem I; photosystem I reaction center
Source: RefSeq, a predicted model, not a curated record
UCCAUUGCCAAAUUCUAAUGGGUCCGAAACUGAAAAACGAAAGAAUUCCCCUUUAUUAUUCUCUGUUUCUAACCCAUCAUUGCUUGCUUGUUUGGAGACUGGAAGGAGUAUCAAUGGCUACAUGCAGCUUGGCAACAUCCGGUAUUGUGUUCAGAUCCGGGGGGGUCGUAUCGAGUACGAGCUCAAACUCUAGGAAUUCCGUUGCUUUCUUUGCCAACAAUAAUGUCAAGAAUGGUUCGAGAAGGCUAGUAGUACGUGCGGCCGAUGAAGCCCCGCCAGCAGCGGCCACCACCGCUGUUUCGGCUGAGCCUAAGGCUGCUCCUAAGCCACCUCCGAUUGGACCCAAGAGGGGCAGCAAGGUGAAGAUCCUAAGGAGAGAGUCUUACUGGUUCAAAGACGUUGGAUCCGUUGUGACUGUUGAUCAGGAUCCCAAAACGAGGUAUCCGGUCGUGGUAAGAUUUAACAAAGUGAACUAUGCCAAUGUAUCAACUAACAACUAUGCCUUGGAUGAGAUUGAAGAACUGUAGUGAGGCAUUGUAUGUGCAUUUUCUGAUGUGUAUUAUAUUCAACUCUGUAAUCCCCCCUGCUUUCUACUCCUCUAUGAAAUGGUGAUUAUUUGCUUAAGUAUCGAUUUCUUUCA